CUGAAGUUGAGAAUUCUACCCUUACUUCUCUAUCUUAAAUAUCCACUCUGAAGUUUGGACCAUCUGCAAUUCAAACACUGCAAAGUAAUCAUGGUUUCUGUUCCUAUUGGAAAGGCUUGGUUCAUCAUAACUGUCACCUCAUUCUUUUGCUUCCUCGGAAGUGCUUCAGCUUCUGUCGAAGAAGCUGAUGCACUUUUCAAAUGGAAAGCCAGCUUCCAAAACCCGGAUAAUCCUCUGCUAAGUUCAUGGAUUCUCCAGCCAAAUGCUUCAAAUUCUUCUCAUAUUGGAAAAGAAAUUGCCAGCCCCUGCACUUGGUAUGGUGUUUCUUGCAUUGGUGGAAGUGUCAACAGGUUGAACCUUACUAAUACAAGUAUUAAUGGUACACUGUACAGCUUUCCCUUUUCAUCCCUCCCAAAUCUUGAAUAUGUUGAUCUAACACUGAAUUAUCUUUCGGGCAGCAUACCACCUCAGAUAGGUAACCUCUCCAAGCUCACAUAUCUUGAUUUGCAGCGCAAUCUAUUUUCAAAUACUAUUCCUCCUGAAAUUGGACUGUUGAGAAAUCUUCAAACCCUUCAUUUAAAUGGAAAUGGGUUAAACGGCUCAAUUCCUGAGGAUAUAGGGGAAUUAAGGUCUCUAAGUGAUCUUGCUUUGGCUGACAACUACCUUGAGGGAUCCAUUCCUGCUUCCUUGGGCAAUCUGAAAAACUUGACUGACCUGUAUUUCUAUAACAAUUCGCUUUCUGGCCCUAUUCCUCCUGAAAUAGGAUAUCUUGACAAUGUUGUUUCAAUCUACAUGUACAGAAACCACUUAUCAGGUCCUAUUCCCCCCUCUUUUGGUAACCUGAAUAUGCUAGAGGCCUUGCAUCUUUACAGCAAUAACCUCUCUGGUCUCAUUCCUCCUGAGUUGGGCAAUCUAACAUCACUGGAUAGUCUUAGCCUAUUCAACAAUAAUUUGAAUGGCUCAAUCCCCCCAUCACUAGGUAAUCUAACCAACUUGACUAUUCUGCACCUAUAUGGCAACCAACUUUCUGGUUCAAUUCCCAAGGAAUUGGGAAAUCUGAAGUUUCUUGAGGAUUUGGAAUUAAGUGACAAUAUGCUAACCGGUUCCAUUCCUGCUACAUUAGGUAAAUUGAGUAACUUGAAAUAUUUUUAUGUUCUUGAAAACCAACUUUCUGGUCCUAUUCCCCAAGAGCUUGGAAAUUUGACGAAGUUGGUUGCUAUGAUCAUGGCUGAAAACCAGUUCUCUGGUCAUUUGCCUGAUAAGCUAUGCCAAGGUGGAAUCCUUCAAAACUUCACUGUAAAUGACAACAAGCUUACAGGUCCAAUUCCUAGAGGCUUGAAGAACUGCACAAGUUUACUUAGAGCUAUCUUCAGUGGGAACCAGCUCACUGGAAACCUCUCAGAGAUGUUUGGGGUCUAUCCACACUUGGACUUCAUGGAUCUUAGCAACAACAAUUUCUACGGAGAACUCUCAGGUAACUGGGGUAGAUGUCGAAGCUUAUCUACUUUGAAGAUUGCAGAAAACAACAUCUUGGGUCAUAUACCUCCCGAAUUAGGAAAUUUAACUCAACUAGGAGUACUUAAUCUUUCCUCAAACCGCUUAAUUGGGGAGAUUCCAAAGGAAUUUGGGAAAAUGACUUCUAUGCUAAAUCUGUUUUUGCAACAUAACCAACUGUCAGGUGAUAUACCUCAAGAACUGGGAUCAUUAACUCAACUACUCAGUCUAGACCUGUCUGCAAAUUCAUUGAAUGGCGCAAUACCAGGAACUUUAGGAAACUGCCAGAAAUUGUUCCAAUUGGACUUGAGCAGCAAUUUUUUGAGCCAAACUAUACCUAUUCAGUUUGGCCAAUUAAUUCAACUCUCUAUCCUGAAUCUCAGUCACAAUUUUCUUGAUGGAGAGAUGCCAUCCGCGUUUAGAAAUUUGCAGAGUCUAGAAAUACUAGAUCUCUCCUAUAAUAAUCUCUCUGGUUUCAUUCCACAGGAUUUGGAUGAACUGCCUGGUUCCACUCACAUUAACAUAUCUUUCAAUAAUUUGGAGGGUCCUAUUCCCCUUGGCAAAGCAUUCGUGAAUGUCACUAUAGAACAAGUAAAGGGAAAUAAAGGUUUGUGUGGAAAUAUUACAGGGUUAGAACCUUGUGAAAGUCCUCCUGUCGAAGGAAGCCAUAAGAGACACAAAGGCCGGAGACUUGUUCUCAUAACUUUACUCCCUCUUUUAGGGUCACUGUUACUUCUUUGUGCCUUUGUUGGAGCCUUCCUUCUGUACGAGCGAAGAAAGAGAGCAGCAAAAGCUGAAGAUAUGGAUGUAAAUGGAGACGAUUUUUACUCUAUAUCAAUAUUUGAUGGCAGAGAAAUGUAUAAGCAGAUUUUGAAAGCCACGGAGGACUUCAAUGCAACAUUUUGUAUUGGGGAGGGAGGUUAUGGGAGUGUUUACAAGGUAAAGCUUCCAUCAGCUGAUGUAGUAGCUGUGAAGAGACUUCAUCAUUCAUCUGAGAUGACGGACCGCAAUGGUUUCUUGAAUGAGAUAAAGGCUUUGACAAAUAUCAGACAUCGAAACAUUGUCAAGCUUUAUGGUUUCUGCUCUAAUUCUAAGCACUCAAUACUGGUUUAUGAAUACCUUGAAAGAGGUAGCUUGGCAAACAUUUUGAGCAAAGAAGCAGCAGCUAAGAAAUUGGAUUGGCAGAAAAGGGUGAACAUCAUUAAGGGCGUAGCCUAUGCUUUGUCUUACAUGCAUCAUGAUUGUUCACCACCAAUUGUUCAUCGAGACAUAUCGAGCAACAAUAUUCUGCUUGAUUCAGAAUACGAGGCUCAUGUUUCUGAUUUCGGCACUGCUAAGCUUCUCAAGAAAGAUUCAUCCAAUUGGAGUGCACUAGCAGGCACAUACGGAUACAUUCCACCAGAGUUUGCCUACACAAUGCAAGUGACUGAAAAAUGUGACGUGUAUAGCUUUGGGAUACUGGCCCUAGAAAUAAUCAAAGGAAAGUAUCCUGGUGAUUAUAUAUCUCAACUUUUGUGUCCUACACCUGGAAACUUACAACUGGAAGACAUGUUGGACCAACGGCUUUCACAUCCAACUAAAGAAGUUGAAGAGGCUUUGAUAUCCAUCAUCAAGAUUGCCAGGGGAUGCGUGGCUGCUAAUCCAAAUUCUAGGCCAACAAUGUACAUUGUUUCUGAGUUGUUAGCAAUGGGUGCACCAUCUCCGCAACAUCUAGUGGAAAACAGUGCAACUCGGACAGAAGACAUGAUAAAGAUUGUUGAUGAGGAUUUAGAGGGACAAGAGCAAUAUAUACUUUCAGGUUCUAGUUAGUACUUUUGUAGAGAUCGUAAAUCGUAAUAUGUAUUCUGUAAUUGGAAGCAAAAAGAUUAGUUUUCCACCAGGACAAAUUAUCAACGUGACAAA
Messenger RNA from Coffea eugenioides, 3396 nucleotides. Its product is annotated as MDIS1-interacting receptor like kinase 2-like. Gene Ontology annotation, biological process: protein phosphorylation. The record is from RefSeq and is a predicted model, not a curated record. Gene Ontology annotation, molecular function: protein binding; ATP binding; protein kinase activity. Bases 91 to 3303 code for a protein of 1070 amino acids. The transcript is spliced from 3 exons. NCBI's taxonomy places the organism in Eukaryota, Viridiplantae, Streptophyta, Magnoliopsida, Gentianales, Rubiaceae.